Messenger RNA from Sapajus apella (tufted capuchin), 5629 nucleotides. It is a transcript of the gene WRN, whose product is annotated as WRN RecQ like helicase. Gene Ontology annotation, molecular function: 3'-5' exonuclease activity; ATP binding; nucleic acid binding. The record is from RefSeq and is a predicted model, not a curated record. The transcript has 34 exons. Bases 683 to 4978 code for a protein of 1431 amino acids. Gene Ontology annotation, cellular component: nucleus; chromosome; nucleoplasm. Gene Ontology annotation, biological process: telomere maintenance; DNA replication; double-strand break repair via homologous recombination. NCBI's taxonomy places the organism in Eukaryota, Metazoa, Chordata, Mammalia, Primates, Cebidae.
AUGCACACACCACGUUUGGGAGGUUCUCAUUCACUGUCUUUAAUUAUAUUUGAAUUUUGGUUUACAUUGAGGAGAGCCCUCAAAGGUAUUAACAAAUUUAAAAAAAAAUCUUCUAAAAAUCUCAUUCUUAGGGAAAUUUGUUCACUUACUGGGCAAGAAGUAUAAUAAAAAACCUUAAUAUAGAAGAGCUAUUAUCUGUCUUCAAAAUUAAAUCUUUGGAUAGACUUGUGAAUAAAUCUAAUAGUUUUGCUGAAUUUACUUAGAUCUUAAGACAGAGUAAUCAUGUACAAAAUUAAAGAUGUUGGGAAUUCAUAAUAAUUCAUGUAUCAAAUGAUUUUUUUGAUAGUGAGAUAAAAUUAUUCUUGAGAAAGGAUCAAAGUCAUAGAAUAAUGGAAUGUUGAAACUGCCAGAAUUAUAUAAGUCAGUUAAAAUGGCUGAUUUGUUUUAAAAGGAAGAAAUACUAAAUACAUAAUUAUUAGAUGUAGCAUAUUGUAUCUUUUUUCUUUUGCAAUUCUAGCUCUUAUAACCUAUGCUUGGACCUAGGUGUCAUAACUUACUUUAAAUAUGAAUGUUUGGUUUUCAUUUAUAUUGACAGUACUACCUCAGUUUUCUUUCAAAUAUUGUUUUGUAUUUAGUCAUCAAGACAUUGUUUUUUGGACUUUGCAAAUAGGACAUUUCAAAGAUGAAUGAAAAAAAAUUGGAAACAACUCCACGGCAGUGGAAAUGUCCUGAAUGGAUGUCUGUGCAGAAUAAAAGAUGUGCUGUAGAAGAAAGAAAGGCAUGUGUUCAGAAGAGUGUUUUUGAAGAUGACCUCCCCUUCUUAGAAUUCACUGGAUCCAUUGUGUAUAGUUAUGAAGCUAGUGAUUGCUCUUUCCUGUCAGAAGAUAUUAGCAUGAGUCUAUCAGAUGGGGAUGUGGUGGGAUUUGACAUGGAGUGGCCUCCAGUAUACAAUAAAGGGAAACCUGGCAAAGUUGCACUAAUUCAGUUGUGUGUUUCUGAGAGCAAAUGUUAUUUGUUCCACAUUUCUUCCUUGUCAGUUUUUCCCCAGGGAUUAAAAAUGUUGCUUGAAAAUAAAGCAAUUAAAAAGGCAGGUGUAGGAAUUGAAGGAGAUCAGUGGAAACUUCUACGUGACUUUGAUGUCAAAUUGGAGAAUUUUGUAGAGUUGACAGAUGUUGCCAAUAAAAAGCUGAAAUGUAUAGAGACCUGGAGCCUCAACGGUCUGGUUAAACACCUCUUAGGUAAACAGCUUCUGAAAGACAAGUCUAUCCGCUGUAGCAAUUGGAGUAAAUUUCCUCUCACUGAGGACCAGAAACUGUAUGCAGCCACUGAUGCUUAUGCUGGUUUCAUUAUUUACCGAAAAUUAGAAAUUAUGGAUGAUGCUGUGCAAAUGUUUACUGUAAAUAAAGAGGAAGAAAUCCAACUUAGUGACAUGAAGAAACAGUUGACUUCAAUCUCUGAGGAAGUGAUGGAUCUGGCUAAGCAUCUUCCUGACACUUUCAGCAAAUUGGAAAACCCACGGAGGGUUUCUGUCUUACUAAAGGAUAUUUCAGAAAAUCUGUAUUCACUGAGGAAGGUGAUAUUUACAUCUACUAACAUGGAGACUGAACCGAGGCCCAGCAGGAAUUUAAACUCAUUAUCCUUUGAAGAUUCAACUGCUGGGGCAGUACAACAGAAACAAAUUAGAGAACAUAAAAAUUUUGUUAAUAUUGAAGAUGAAACAUGGGACCCAACACUUGAUCAUUUAGCUGAACAUGAUGGAGAAGAUGUACUUGGAAAUAAAGUGAAACGAAAAGAAGAUGGAUUUGAAGAUGGAGUAGAAGACAAUAAAUUGAAAGAGAAUAUGGAAAGAGCUUGUUUGAUGUCUUUAGGUGUUACAGAACAUGAACUCCAAAUUUUGGAACAGCAGGCUCAGGAAGAAUAUCUUAGUAAUACUGCUUAUAAAUCUACUGAGUGUUUAUCUCCCAAUGAUAAUGAAAAGGAUACAUCCUAUGUAAUUGAGAGCGAUGAAGAUUUAGAAAUGGAGAUGCUUAAGCAUUUAUCUCCCAAUGAUAAUGAAAAGGAUACAUCCUAUGUAAUUGAGAGUGAUGAAGAUUUAGAAGUGGAGAUGCUUAAGUCUUUAGAAAACCUCAAUAGUGGCACAGUAGAACCAACUCAUUCUAAAUGCUUAGAAAUGGAAAGAAAUCUGAGUCUUCCUACUAAAGAAGAUGAUGAUGAAAAUGAAGCUAAUGAAGAGGAAGAAGAUGAUGAUAAGGACUCUUUGUUGCCAGCACCCAACGCAGAGCAAAUUACUUGCCUCAAGACAUAUUUUGGCCAUUCCAGUUUUAAACCGGUUCAGUGGAAAGUGAUUCAUUCAGUAUUGGAAGAAAGAAGAGAUAAUGUUGCUGUCAUGGCAACUGGAUAUGGAAAGAGUUUGUGCUUCCAGUAUCCACCUCUUUACCUAGGCAAGAUUGGCCUUGUCAUCUCGCCUCUUAUUUCUCUGAUGGAAGACCAAGUGCUGCAGCUUAGAAUGUCCAACAUCCCAGCUUGCUUCCUUGGAUCAGCACAGUCAGAAGAUGUUCUAGGAGAUGUUAAAUUAGGCAAAUAUCGGAUUGUAUAUAUAACUCCAGAAUACUGUUCAGGCAACUUGAGCCUACUCCAGCAACUUGAGGCUGAUAUUGGUAUCACACUGAUUGCUGUGGAUGAGGCUCACUGUAUUUCUGAGUGGGGGCAUGAUUUUAGAGAUUCCUUUAGGAAGUUGGGCUCCCUAAAGACGGCACUCCCAUUGGUUCCAAUUGUUGCCGUUACUGCUACUGCAAGUUCUUCAAUCCGGCAAGACAUUGUAUCUUGCUUAAAUCUGAAAAAUCCUCAGAUCACCUGUACUGGUUUUGAUCGACCAAACCUGUAUUUAGAAGUUGGACGAAAAACAGGGAAUAUCCUUCAGGAUCUGAAGCCAUUUCUUGUCAGAAAAACAAAUACCCGCUGGGAAUUUGAAGGUCCAACAAUCAUCUAUUGCCCUUCCAGAAAAAUGACAGAACAAGUUACAGCUGAACUUAGGAAACUGAAACUAUCCUGUGAAACAUACCACGCGGGCAUGAGUUAUAUUAAAAGGACAAACACUCAUCAUAGGUUUUUGAGAGAUGAAAUUCAGUGUGUUGUAGCUACCAUAGCUUUUGGAAUGGGCAUUAAUAAAGCUGACAUUCGCCAAGUCAUUCAUUAUGGUGCGCCUAAGGAAAUGGAAUCAUAUUAUCAGGAGAUUGGUAGAGCUGGUCGUGAUGGACUUCAAAGUUCUUGUCAUAUCCUCUGGGCUCCAGCAGACAUUAACUUAAAUAGGUGCCUCCUUGCUGAGAUACAUAAUGAGAAGUUUCGAUUAUACAAAUUAAAGAUGAUGUCAAAGAUGGAAAAAUACCUUCAUUCUAGCAGGUGUAGGAGACGAAUCAUCUUGUCUCAUUUUGAGGACAAACAAGUACAAAAAGCCUCCUUGGGAAUUACGGGAACUGAAAAAUGCUGUGAUAACUGCAGGUCCAGAUUGGGUCAUUGCUAUUCCAUGGAUGACUCAGAAGAUACAUCUUGGGACUUUGGUCCACAUGCAUUUCAGCUCUUGUCUGCUGUGGACAUCUUAGGGGAAAAAUUUGGAAUUGGGCUUCCAAUUUUAUUUCUCCGAGGAUCUAAUUCUCAGCGUCUUCCAGAUCAAUAUCGCAGGCACAGUUUAUUUGGCACUGGGAAGGAUCAAACAGAGAGUUGGUGGAAGGCUUUUUCCCAUCAGCUCAUCAUUGAGGGAUUCUUGGUAGAAGUUUCUAAGUCUGACAAAUUUGUGAGGAUUUGCAUGCUUACAGAAAAGGGUAGAAAUUGGCUUCAUAAAGCUAAUACAGAAUCUCAGAGCCUCGUCCUUCAAGCUAAUGAAGAAUUGUGUCCAAAGAAGUUUCUUCUGCCUAGCUCAAAAACUGUAUCUUCAGACACUAAACAUCAUUCUUAUAAUCAAGUACCAAUUGAAUUAGCUACAGAGAAGAAGUCUAACUUGGAGAAGUUAUAUUCUUACAAACCAUGUGAUAAGAUUUCUUCUGGGAGUAACAUUUCUAAAAAAAGUAUCAUGGUGCAGUCACUGGAAAAUUUUCACAGUGCCUCAGAGCCUGUUAUUUCGGCACAAGAGCAAGAGACUCAGACUGUAUUAUAUCGCAAAUUGGUAGAAGCUAGGCAGAAACAGGCCAAUAAAAUGGAUGUUCCCCCAGCUAUUCUGGCAACAAACAAGAUACUGUUGGAUAUGGCCAAAAUGAGACCAACUACAGUUGCAGGCAUGAAAAGGAUUGAUGGUGUUUCUGAAGGCAAAGCUGCCAUAUUGGCCCCUCUGUUGGAAGUCAUCAAACAUUUCUGCCAAACAAAUAGUGUUCAGACAGACCUCUUUUCAAGUACAAAACCUCAAGAAGAACAGAAGAUGAGUCUGGUAGCAAAAAAUAAAACAUGCAUACUUUCACAGUCUAUGGCCAUCACAUACUCUUUAUUCCAAGAAAAGAAGAUGCCUUUGAAGAGCAUAGCUGAGAGCAGGAUUCUGCCUCUCAUGACAGUUGGCAUGCACUUAUCCCAAGCGGUGAAAGCUGGCUGCCCUCUCGAUUUGGAGCGAGCAGGCCUGACUCCAGAGGUUCAGAAGAUUAUUGCUGAUGUUAUCCGAAACCCUCCCAUCAACUCAGAUAUGAGUAAAAUUAACCAAAUUAGAAUGCUAGUUCCUGAAAACAUUGACACGUACCUUAUCCACAUGGCGAUUGUGAUCCUUAAACAUGGUCCUGACAGCGGACUUCAACCUUCAUGUGAUUCCAGUCUAAGGAGAUGUUUCCCCAGCUCUAAAGAGAUCUGUUCAACUUCUAAGAGAAGCAAGGAAGAAGUAGGCAUCAAUACCAAGACUUCAUCUGCAGAGAGAAAGAGAAAAUUACCUGCAUGGUUUGCCAGAGAAAGUGAUACCAGCAAGAAAGUAAUGGUCAAAACAAAAAACAGAGGUCUUUUUAGUUAAGCUGCCAAUUACGGAAACAAUUAUGUAUCUUGCUGUAUUAUUAGAGGAGAACUAUAUUUUACUUCUGAAGAGUAAGGAAUCGUAUUUUGGCUUAAAAAUGAUUCUAAUCACAAAGUAAAACUCACCUGUUCAUUGAAAAACUGGCAUCUUAAAUCAGCCUUCUGCAAUUCAUGUAAAGUUUCUGGGUCUUCUGGGCGCCUAUGUGAGUAUAUCACCUAAUAGAAUAUUAAAUUAGACUUCCUGUAAGAUUGUUUUAGAAACUGUUACUGUCCUAUUUUCUAAUCUCUUUAUUAAAACAGCGUAUUUGGAAAAUGUUAUGUGCUGUGAUUUGAUAUAGAUAACAGUAAGUUAGAUGGUAAUCAUGUGAUAUAAAAUAUUCAUAUAUUUCCAAAAUUCUGUUUUGUAAAUGUAAGAAAACAUAGUUAUUUUACAAAUUGUCUUUACUAUCUUUUGAAGAAGCUCUUAUACACAAUGUAAAGUGGUAUUAGUUGACCAGGUCAGUGAAAAUGAAACCACGUUUUGGGUGCCAUUAAAUAGGGAAAAAGAAUGUAAAAAAUGUAAAAUGGAUACCAGUUGCACUAGGCAACUGUACAUUUCUAUGUAUUUCUAUUAUUUUUCAAAUAAUAAACAUGUUUUUCAUAUUGAAUAUUA